Messenger RNA from Rubroshorea leprosula, 2701 nucleotides. NCBI's taxonomy places the organism in Eukaryota, Viridiplantae, Streptophyta, Magnoliopsida, Malvales, Dipterocarpaceae. The record is from the annotation of a GenBank genome assembly.
UUUACCAACCCAAAUACUAUACCAACGGCAAAGUUCACACCGACCCCGAGUCGAUAUCCCGUCUCCACCCAACUCUGUCUGUAUCCCUUACAUGUCCGUCUAUCAAUUUCUUAUCUAUCCCAACUCUAUGACUCUGAAGCAAAUAAAAUUUUAUACCCUGAUUCUCAACUAUUCAAGUCCAGCAUCAAUCACCUUGUAAGCAAAAAAUCAAACCUUUGAAACAGAAGAUAUUUGGAGACAAGGAUUCAAUGGGGACUGGUGUAUCCAAGAACGCUGACGGAGGGUCUAAUGGAGGGGAGGAGAGAGAGGAGAGCCUGGACCAAGCCGGAGGUCAACUGUACGUGUCGUUGAAGAUGGAGAAUUACAAGCUAAAGGGAGAGCUUAUUCCUCACGUUUAUGGCUCUGACCCUCUUGUUGGCUCUUGUGAUUCUUCUAAAGCUCUUUCAAUGGAACGCGAAUCAGCUUCAAUGUGGGAAUUGAGCUUUGUAGUUCCUCCGAAUCACGAAACGCUGGAUUUCAAAUUCCUUUUGAAGCCAAAGCAUGGUAACAUGCCCUGUAUUGUUGAGGAGGGUCCAAAUCGGCUCCUCACAGGGGGUACCUUACAAGGGGACGCAAGGUUGGCACUGUUUAAGUUAGAUAGUGAGGAGGUUCUUGAGUAUCGGGUGUUCAUUAAAGCGGACAGAGUUUCGCCCUUUGAUCUUGCAGCUAGUUGGAGAGCUUACCAGGAGAAUCUCCGGCCUUCAACUGUCCGUGGAAUUCCUGAUGUUAGUAUUAAUUCGGCACCUGCUACAGGUCUAGAGAAUGGUUCUUUAGCUAGUUUGGAGCUUGAUCUUGAGCAUUAUGUUGUCCCUGCUCCAUCAACUUCAGCAAAUUCAGGUAUGGUUUAUGCAGCUAACCUGGCAGAAAAUCCACAGUUGUUAACCACUGCCAGGGUUUUAAAUGACGGCUCAGGCAGUGUAUCUCAGUUUAAAGACAGUGGCAUAUGCCGUGUAUCUGUUGAUCAACCUGCAAGUAUAAAGGAAAUGGAAGUUAUCGUACCAGAUCCUCAAAAUGUGUAUUCAGGAUCUGGUAUGGUUGAAUCAAAAUCUGUGGGGACCUUUUCAUCUUUGCAAAAGGCUGACACUCAUAGGGGACUCUUUGUGGAUAGGGGUGUUGGAUCUCCUAGGCUGGUUAAAUCCUCUAGUUCAAGUGCUUUUAGUUUUGAUCUUAAACUGGAUACAGAAACAAAGAAUUCAAUUCCAGCAGCUGCUGGAGCUGUUGCUGCUGCAGCUAUAGCUGAUCGGAUGCUUGGACCGAAGGAGGAUAGACAUUUAGCAAUUGUCCUGGUUGGUUUACCAGCUCGAGGAAAGACUUUUACUGCAGUUAAACUUACAAGAUAUCUCCGGUGGUUGGGACAUGAUACUAAGCACUUUAAUGUUGGAAAGUAUCGACGCCUCAAACAUGGAGCUAAUCAGUCUGCUGACUUUUUCCGUGCUGACAAUCCUGAAGGCAUAGAAGCACGAAAUGAGGUAGCGGCCCUGGCAAUGGACGAUAUGAUAGCGUGGAUGCAAGAAGGUGGCCAGGUUGGAAUAUUUGAUGCAACUAACACUCCCAGGAGUCGUAGGAAUAUGCUGAUGAAAAUGGCUGAAGGAAAAUGCAAGAUUAUUUUUCUGGAAACAAUAUGCAAUGACGAACGAAUUAUUGAAAGAAACAUACGCCUUAAAAUUCAACAAAGCCCUGACUAUGCAGAAGAGCCAGAUUUUGAGGCUGGAUUACGAGACUUUAGAAAUCGGUUAGCCAAUUAUGAAAAGGUGUAUGAGCCGGUAGAAGAAGGGUCUUACGUCAAAAUGAUCGAUAUGGUUAGUGGACAUGGUGGACAAAUACAGGUUAACAAUAUAAGUGGCUAUCUUCCUGGACGGAUUGUGUUUUUCUUGGUGAAUACUCAUCUGACACCACGGCCAAUACUACUCACUAGACAUGGAGAGAGUUGUGAUAACGUUAGAGGCAGAAUUGGGAGUGAUAGUGUAUUGAGUGAUGCUGGAGAACUUUAUUCAAAGAAACUUGCAAACUUUAUUGAGAAGCGACUGAAAUCUGAAAGGGCUGCUUCUAUAUGGACUAGCACACUGCAGAGAACAAUCAUCACAGCAAGUCCGAUUGCUGGAUUUCCCAAGAUACAAUGGCGUGCGCUUGAUGAGAUUAAUGCUGGAGUUUGUGAUGGAAUGACUUAUGAGGAAAUAAAGAAGAACAUGCCUGAGGAAUAUGAGGCUCGUAAGAAGGACAAGCUAAGGUAUCGGUAUCCUCGUGGAGAAUCUUACCUUGAUGUCAUCCAAAGGCUUGAACCUGUAAUUAUCGAGCUUGAAAGGCAAAGAGCACCAGUCGUCGUGAUAUCUCACCAGGCGGUACUGAGAGCAUUAUAUGCUUACUUUGCUGAUAGGCCUUUGAAAGAGAUUCCCCACAUCGAGGUACCGCUUCAUACUAUCAUAGAAAUACAAAUGGGAGUCACAGGUGUCCAGGAGAAAAGAUACAAACUCAUGGACUGAACUGAUUAUACUCCUCAAAAUCUGUUCUUCUGUUAAUUUAUUACCCAAAUUCAAGACAAAUAAUUUUUCUCCGUUCAUUUCAUUUUAAUUCCUUUACCGGACAAAAGCCAGAAUUUAUUGCUCUACUUGCCCAAAUCAUAAGUACAAAUGUUGGUAUAUUUCUGCCCUAACUGCUCUUGAAA